This is a messenger RNA of Dinoponera quadriceps, 879 nucleotides long. Its product is annotated as odorant receptor 85b-like. The record is from RefSeq and is a predicted model, not a curated record. Bases 1 to 879 code for a protein of 292 amino acids. NCBI's taxonomy places the organism in Eukaryota, Metazoa, Arthropoda, Insecta, Hymenoptera, Formicidae. Gene Ontology annotation, molecular function: olfactory receptor activity; odorant binding. Gene Ontology annotation, cellular component: plasma membrane. Gene Ontology annotation, biological process: detection of chemical stimulus involved in sensory perception of smell; sensory perception of smell. The transcript is spliced from 3 exons.
AUGAAGCCAAAAUUGAAGGCGAACUGGAAUAGCGGCAUGAAUUACGGCUUCUUCAUGAUAAAGACUAUGAUGUCGGUGAUUGGCGUAUGGCCCUUCCAGCGGAACGAUCUGUUCAGUACCAUCCGAUGGCUCGCGAUAGUCCUAACGGAGGUCAUAAUAAUGGACAACUACACCAUAACCGCAUGGAAUUACCCCCUUUCGACGACGUGUCUGUUCGCCGGGGUAUCUUAUCGCACUUAUAAAGCACUCAUUGUCAUCCAAGCGAUACAGUAUAUCAUAAUAGCAUUAGCGGAAUGUACAAGCGAUGGUUUCUUCUUCUGCAUUACGAUGCACCUGUGUGGUCAAUUGGAGCUACUUAGAAAUCGCUUCGCUGAGAUCAGAAAAGAAACCAAUAACGAAGUGCAUCAGGAGAACUCACUGCGACCAUUAAUUAUAAGGCAUCAGCAGCUGAUAACGUUAGCCAGAAAUAUCGAAAACUCUUUCAAUAUGAACAUCUUGAUACGCUUUAUAUUAAUUAGCGUUGUUAUAGCGAUGUCAGGAUUGCGCAUCAUUAUUUCAUUCAGGCAACACAAGUACAAUGAGGUCAUGAAACUGCUGUUCUUCAUUCAAUUUUAUGUUCUACAGUGCUUUAUGUUUACACACGCCGGCGAUACUUUACACAGUCAAAGCGCGUCGAUCAGUACGUCGAUAUACAAUACGUCGUGGUACGAAUUAUCACCCACCAUUGUGAAGGAUAUGAUGCUUGUUAUGGUCAGAUUGAAGACCCCACUUCAACUUAGUGCCGGAAAAUUUUUCUUUUUAACACGAUCUACCAUGACGGAUAUCUUGAAAACCACCAUAACGUACAUAUCGUUCCUACGGGUAACGAUCGAGGAUUGA